Molecule: messenger RNA, 1353 nt
Organism: Cladophialophora yegresii CBS 114405
Lineage: Eukaryota; Fungi; Ascomycota; Eurotiomycetes; Chaetothyriales; Herpotrichiellaceae
Exons: 1
Coding region: 1-1353 (450 amino acids)
Biological process (GO): fatty acid metabolic process
Molecular function (GO): oxidoreductase activity, acting on the CH-OH group of donors, NAD or NADP as acceptor; NAD+ binding
Source: RefSeq, a predicted model, not a curated record
AUGUCAACCACAUCACCGGUGGAAGAAACCACCACCACUUCUGGGAGACCGCUCCCCCUUCCACAUGGCGACCAGCACAUCGCCCUCAUCGGCCUCGGCGCCAUCGGCAUCUCCUUCCUCGCCCUCCACCUGACAUACACGUCGGCCACCGUCUCCGUGUACGACCCGCGGCCGGACCUGCAGGCGCACGUCGCGAGGAUGCUGCCAUUAUACAUGCCCGUGCCUCGAAGAGGCACAUCCGACUGUGGCGACAACAGCGCCGGUGAAAGCACGAGCGCCAGCACCAGCGACAUCUCCCCGCCCGCCGACUCGUCCGCGGACUCCCUCGUCUCCUCGCUCGUCACCUCGCGCCGCCUCCGCUUCUGCACCUCUUUGGGGGAGGCCGUCGCCCACGCGACCGUCAUCCAGGAACAAGGCCCCGAGACGCUCUCCUUCAAGCAGGCCACGUGGUCUGAAGUCCUGCGGUGCACGUGGCCCAACACGCCGCGCUUGUGGUCCUCCACCAGCGGGAUUCCCGCGUCGAGGCAGCUAGAGCACUUGACGUCCCACGCCCACCCAGACUCGACCUCAACCUCAACCUCAACCUCAACCUCAACCUCAACCUCAACCUCAACUUCAGCAUCGACGGACACGACCUCCACCUCGGCCUCGGGUUCCGCCCGCUCUCGCCUCCUGGUCGUCCACCCCUUCAACCCACCCCACCUAAUGCCCCUGCUCGAACUCGUCCCCUCGCCAAGCACAUCCGCCGAGUCCGUAUCCUUCGCGGAAUCCUACUUCCGCACCAUCUCGUCCGUCCACCGCCCCAUCACGAUCCAGAAAGAGACGGCCGGGUUCGUGGCCAACCGUCUGUCGUUUAUUUUGUUCCGCGAGGCGUGCAGUCUCGUGGCCCGCGGCGUGUGUACGGUCGAGGAGUUGGACGAGGUCGUCCGCGCGAGUUUGGGGCCGAGGUGGGCGGUCGGCGGCCCGUUCCGGAUGUAUAAUUUCGGUGGCGGCCAAAGGGGGGUGGCUGGGUUCUUGGAGAAUAUCGGCGGGGCGAUUCAGGGGGUCUGGGAGGAUGUUGAUCGCCAGAGGGAGAGUGGGGGUGUUGUGAUGGAUACGGAGGGGGAGGCUGUGCGUGAGGGUGUGCGCGAGGCAGUGCACGAAGGUAUGCGUGAGAAGGUGGAUGAAGAGGCGGCAGAAGCAGCAUCCGUGCGUGACUGGAAGAGGGUCGUCACGGAGCAGACUGUGCGCGCGUACGGGGUGCCUUCGGCGCAGGAUGUUAGGGUGAGGGAUCGCGCGUUGGGCGAGGUUGUCGCCUUGCAGGGGAGGCUUGAGCGGGAGGAAAAGGCAGGGAAGGAGGGAGAGGAGAAGUAG